AGGGGCUUUGCUUUCCUUUCCUUUCCCUUCCUUUGCUUCCCUGCCGCGGUGUUGAGCGCCGGCCGCGCUGCGGCGGGAGCUGCCACAGGGUAGCCGGUUCCGAGUGAGGGGAUCGCGGGAUCACCCAGAGGAGCGUCACUGAGGACUGGCGUGCGUCUGUUUGUUUCCCUCGCUCGUUCUGUGGUGAAACAAUGGAGCGUGCCCAGAACAGAGGCGUGUGUAGAAAUACGGCAGAAAUUUUGCUGAUCCUCGCUUAUUUUACCUAAGUUAAGUGAUGGAACCACACACUAAGGAACAAAAAUCAUCCUUGGCUCUUUGGUGUUCAUGUUUGUGUGAAAGAAUAUAGGAUGUCCCAAGAAAAUGCGUCAGCCAAUUGCUUAAAUAUAGUAACAUCUACUGAAGAUGGUGCUUUCCCAAAAAAAGGCCAUAGUGCUCGAGUCCUUAGCCCAGAAGAAGCAGAAAAACUGGCUAAAGAUCAGGUUUUGGUGUCUGAAUUCAAACAACUAAAACUGGAGAAAGAGGCACAGAAGAACUGGGAUCUAUUUUACAAAAGAAACAGCACCAACUUCUUCAAAGACAGGCAUUGGACAACCAGAGAGUUUCAAGAGUUAAAGGCAUGUCGUGAGUUUGCAGAUCAAAAACUGACCGUUCUGGAAGCAGGCUGUGGGGUUGGGAACUGCUUGUUUCCACUCUUAGAAGAAGAUCUGAAUAUUUUUGCAUAUGCCUGUGAUUUCUCUCCUAGAGCUGUUGAUUAUGUGAAGAAAAAUGCCUUAUAUAGUACUGAAAGAUGUAAAGUGUUCCAGUGUGAUCUUACCAAAGACGAUCUUCUAGACAAUAUACCAGCAGAUUCCGUGGAUGUUGUCACACUUAUAUUUGUGCUUUCUGCCGUUCAUCCUGACAAAAUGCAUCUGGUCCUGAGGAACAUUUACAAGGUAUUAAAACCAGGCAAGUGUGUCCUGUUCCGAGACUAUGGCCUGUAUGAUCAUGCAAUGCUCAGGUUUAAAUCUGGCAGCAAACUUGGGGAAAACUUUUAUGUCAGACAAGAUGGGACAAGAUCGUAUUUUUUUACUGAAGAGUUCUUAUCUCAGCUUUUCAAGGCUGAGGGAUAUGAGCAAGUGGUCAGUGAAUAUGUGCAGCGAGAAACUGUGAAUAGGAAAGAAGACCUGCGUGUUCCAAGAGUUUUUCUUCAAAGCAAAUUUCAAAAGCCUUUCAGUGAGACAUAAGUUCUUGCUGAUUAGCAACAGCAUUGCUUGUUUGAAAUGGAAGCUAGCACAUGAGCUGUGUGCUUCUCUUUCUGGUGAGCCAAAAAUGAUGGUAUCCAAUACUUCGUGUUGGUUUCCAUCCUAGGAUGCAAAAUAUGAAUGUUAUUUCUAACUGAAUUUUAAGAUGGUUUAGUGAUGCAGGCAACCUGUUGAGCAUCUGUAUUCCUGCUUCUAAAAUAAAACCUGUGCAACAUUGUUGGAGGAUCAGGUAAAGCAUAUAAAUAAACUUCCAUUUUUAUUAAAAACUAUUUUAAAAUAAAUA
Oenanthe melanoleuca is the source of this 1524-nucleotide messenger RNA. RefSeq names its product methyltransferase 6, tRNA N3-cytidine (gene METTL6). The record is from RefSeq and is a predicted model, not a curated record. Bases 348 to 1223 code for a protein of 291 amino acids. The transcript has 7 exons. Lineage: Eukaryota; Metazoa; Chordata; Aves; Passeriformes; Muscicapidae.